AGUAUUACACUCCUCAGUGUGCAGCCUGCCGGUAUUUUAUUACCCGAAGAAGAAGAACUUUGCUCACUUCAGAAUAACGAAGCUAAACGAAGUCAUGGCUGCUGAGUGCGAUGUGCUGUCUGAACUGGAAGUGCUGCAGUCAAUCUACCUGGAUGAGCUGCUUGUCAGCAGGAGGGAGGACGGAGGCUGGGAGGUGAGCCUUGUUCUGCACCCCUCCACAGGAGAGGACUCUGUCUCCCAGUUUGUCAGACUCACGCUGACUUUGUCUCUCAGUCAGCAGUAUCCGUCAUCUUCUCCUAUGAUCUCCAUUCACAACCCACGAGGACUUUCUGAUGACAAGCUCAGCAGUGUCCAGCACUGUCUGCAGCUGGAGGCACAGUUAAGUCUGGGCUCACCAGUGUUAUAUCAGCUUAUAGAGAAAGCAAAAGAAAUUCUCACUGAAAGCAAUAUCCCCCAUGGAGACUGUGUCAUCUGCCUGUAUGGGUUUAAGGAGGGAGAGAUGUUUACUAAGACCAACUGCUACCACUACUUCCACUCGCACUGUCUGGGACGGUACGUGAGCCACUCAGAGAGAGAACUCCGUCAGAGGGAGAAGGAAUUGGAGGAGGACAAGACUAGAGAGAGAACAAAGCAGCAGGAGCUGACUGUGGUGUGUCCGGUGUGUCGAGAGCCUCUCACAUAUGACGUUGCUCACCUCCUCUCCUGCCCUGCACCCCUGCUGCCGGAGCUCGAUGAAGCAGUGAUCAGUUCAGAUUUUCAGCGGAAAUGGUGUGAACUCCAAAAGCUUUGGGAAGGGCAAAAGGCUAAAGGUGGCAUCAUUGACCCUGAGGUGGAAUCGAACCGCUUUCUCAUCCAUAUCAAUGAGAGCUCAUCUGCUGCUGAAAAUGGAAACCUGGACGUUGAUGUUUCUCCGGAUCAGCUGGUAUCUUCUGCUUCCAACAUUUCUAGUGGUGACGCUGGUGGUGUUGGAGAUCAGCUUGUUUCUGGAGUGUCACACUGCAGAAGCAGUCAGGGUCACGUACGUCAGAGCCAAGCAAGAGCACCUCAGAAAGGCCGACCCAGACCACAACACGGGGGUGCCACCUCUGUCACGGACCACCUCGACAAGCUGUCUCUGUCCACUGACUGCACGGAAGGACUACUUAAGGCCAAACCUCAGCCGAGCCGUGGUCAUCAUGUGCGAGGGAAUUCAAAGUCAUGUCAGGCUCAUACUGGAAAGAAAGUCUAUACAGAGCUCAGCCAACUGGAGUCCAGGGCUUCUCCAGAAGGUCAGCUUACGCACCAGUCAGGUUCUGACUCCGACUUCACCAAACACACUGUGGAAUCUUCAUGCAGCCAUCAUGGCAGGAGAAAGGGCCCUCACAGAUACUACCCACAGAUGGGUGCGUCAGGAUCCACACGCCACCACUGGAACAGGCAGAGAGCACCAAAAAACAGGGGAGGAGCCCAUAAUCCAUUUAGCAGAGGAGGGGGGUCCUGCCGGGGUAAUGGCAGAGACUUCCAGCAGAGGGUGAUGGAGAAAGAUGGUGUCAGAGAGGAGGUGCUAUGACAAAAAGCAACAGGAGGGCCAGUGAACAGAUGUAUGUGUGCCUCCAUUAUCAG
Messenger RNA from Thalassophryne amazonica, 1602 nucleotides. It is a transcript of the gene rnf25, whose product is annotated as ring finger protein 25. Gene Ontology annotation, biological process: protein ubiquitination. The transcript has 10 exons. The coding region runs from base 95 to 1549 and encodes 484 amino acids. The record is from RefSeq and is a predicted model, not a curated record. Lineage: Eukaryota; Metazoa; Chordata; Actinopteri; Batrachoidiformes; Batrachoididae. Gene Ontology annotation, molecular function: protein binding; ubiquitin protein ligase activity. Gene Ontology annotation, cellular component: nucleus.